CAAACGCAGCAUUUUAUUUUCGUCCGCUCUUUUCGGCAGAAAAAAAUAUUAUUAAUUUAAAACGGCUAGUCUGAGUCUCUGUAUAAAUCCCCGUAAAACGCAGAGAGACACUACCAAAAGUUGUUUGGAAGGAGACGGAUUUUCUCAGGAAAACGUGAAGGAAAAUGGGGAGCUUAGAAACUGAGAGGAAAACAAAUGGUUGGGCAGCUAGAGACCCAUCUGGGAUUCUUUCUCCUUACACUUUCACUCUCAGGGACACGGGCCCAGAAGAUGUUUAUAUCAAGAUUCUCUUCUGUGGAAUCUGCCACACUGAUCUUCACCAGACCAGAAAUGAUCUUGGCAUGUCCAAGUACCCCAUGGUUCCUGGACACGAGGUGGUAGGCGAGGUGGUCGAGGUCGGAUCAGAUGUGACCAAGUUUAAAGUAGGCGACACUGUUGGCGUCGGCACCAUCGUUGGAUCCUGCAGACACUGCCGUCCAUGCCAGUCCGACGUUGAGCAAUACUGCAACAAGAAAAUCUGGUCCUACAACGAUGUAUACACCGAUGGCAAACCAACUCAAGGUGGUUUCGCCGAUUCCACGGUCGUCGAUCAAAAAUUUGUGGUGAAGAUACCAGACGGAAUGUCGCUGGAACAAGCGGCGCCACUACUGUGCGCCGGGGUGACGGUUUACAGCCCGCUGAGCCAUUUUGGAUUGAAACAGAGUGGAUUGAGGGGAGGGAUAUUGGGGCUUGGAGGAGUUGGACACAUGGGGGUGAAACUAGCAAAAGCCAUGGGUCACCAUGUCACUGUGAUAAGCUCUUCUGAUAAAAAAAGACAGGAGGCCAUGGAGCAUUUGGGAGCCGAUGAGUACCUGGUCAGCUCGGAUGAAACUCGGAUGCAAGAAGCAGCUGACUCUCUCGAUUAUAUAAUUGACACAGUCCCUGUGUUUCAUCCUCUUGAACCUUAUCUUUCUUUGCUGAAACUUGAUGGAAAACUGAUCUUGAUGGGAGUUAUUAACACUCCUCUGCAAUUCGUCUCACCCAUGGUUAUGCUUGGGAGGAAAUCAAUUACAGGGAGCUUUAUUGGGAGCAUGAAGGAAACAGAGGAGAUGCUUGAAUUCUGCAGAGAGAAGGGAGUGACCUCCAUGAUUGAAGUUGUGAAGAUGGAUUAUGUGAACACGGCGCUUGACCGAUUGGAGAAGAAUGAUGUUAGGUACAGGUUUGUUGUAGAUGUUGCAGGUAGCAAGUUGAACAGUGAAGAAAAUUGAAGAAAAGGCGGAUUGUGUAAGUAAAGGUGGCUCUGGGAAUUCAUUUUGGAGUGCUCUGUUUUUUUUCUUUUUUUUUUUUUUUUUUUCUCUCUCUGUGUUGUUGUCAUCAUUAUUGUGUUCAGAAGAAAAGGUUUAUGUAAUAAUAAUAUUGAGAGAGAGUGAGAUUUCUAUGUAA
Molecule: messenger RNA, 1422 nt
Organism: Carica papaya (papaya)
Lineage: Eukaryota; Viridiplantae; Streptophyta; Magnoliopsida; Brassicales; Caricaceae
Product: putative cinnamyl alcohol dehydrogenase 1
Molecular function (GO): zinc ion binding; oxidoreductase activity, acting on the CH-OH group of donors, NAD or NADP as acceptor
Source: RefSeq, a predicted model, not a curated record